Molecule: messenger RNA, 3124 nt
Organism: Gambusia affinis (western mosquitofish)
Lineage: Eukaryota; Metazoa; Chordata; Actinopteri; Cyprinodontiformes; Poeciliidae
Gene: ntaq1
Product: WDYHV motif containing 1
Exons: 7
Coding region: 1181-1804 (207 amino acids)
Cellular component (GO): nucleus; cytosol
Molecular function (GO): protein-N-terminal asparagine amidohydrolase activity; protein-N-terminal glutamine amidohydrolase activity
Source: RefSeq, a predicted model, not a curated record
UGAUUGGUUUGGUUUCUUCCUGCCCCAUCAGACAUCAUAAGAAGGCGGUGAGGAGUGUGGCGUACCACAGAGGUUACCCGCUGUUCGCCUCAGCGUCGGACGACGGAUCAGUCAUCGUCUGCCACGGAACCGUCUACAACGAUCUGCUGCAGAACCCGCUGAUCGUCCCAGUCAAAGUUCUCCGGGGUCAUGCGAUCACUCAUGACCUCGGCGUCCUGGACGUGACCUUUCACCCCACGCAGCCCUGGGUGUUCUCAUCCGGUGCCGACGCCACCAUCAGACUCUUCACCUGAGAACCGGCCCUUUAUGACUGUGGCGGGGAUCUCUGCCGCCCUGUUGUAUCCUAGCAACCAGCCAGGAAUGGUACCCUGGUUGCUGCGACUGAAAAGAACCUCCUCACUGCAGCUUUAAAGGGAACUAACGAAGAGAAUCCGUCUCCUGAGGAGAUGGAUUCUCUGUAUCCAGGUUGCUGGGAUACAGUGCUAGGAUACACUAUUGUAUCCUAGCAACCUGGUUGUUAGGAUACAACAGUGAGGAGGUUCUUUCCUGUAGUUUUUAUGUUUGUUUGUACUCAAUAAAAUAUAACAUUCUUACUCUUCAUGUUCACUUGUGUUUUAAGCUGCAGAAACAUCUGUUUCAAACCACUGAAAUAGAUUUAGUGGGAUUUAAAACGUAAAUAAGAACUAACCCACCAUUUUGUUUUAUUUAACUGCUCAAUUCUGACCCUUAUUAGAGAAAAUCAAUUUACUAUCAUUUAAUAAAAAUUAUUCAACAAAAAGAAACCACAUUUAUUUGGAAUCUUUGACGAUUUAGUCUGUUUUGUUUGACUAAAGGCUGCUUCAAAAAAAAUCAUAGAAAUAGAGUUCAGAUCCCUUUUCAUAUUAUUUACAGUAUUAUAUGUACUUUUUGGAUUGCUUUAUCACAUGUAUAAGAAAGUGUACUCAUUUAAAAGAAAUGUUUAUAUUAAAAUCUUAAAAUAGGAAUAAAAAGAUUGCUCUUUAAAAAUUACAACACAUUUCCUGUAGCAAAAAGUUUUUUUUUUGUUGUUUUUUUUUUGACUGGGAAUAAAUGCCUCUAGUUUGUAAAGGAUGCAGACUUCUGUUAGGAACUUUUAUUUCGAAAGCUUUUUGUGAAGUCGCAGCUUGUUUCCGGCGGACCUUUUCUGGUGUGACACUAGAUCAUGACGACAGUACACAGAAUCACACCGAUCCGCGAAAAUUGUGUUUACACCAGCUGUUAUUGUGAAGAAAAUGUGUGGAAGCUGUGUGAAUUUGUUCAGAAACAAAGAACUGCUCCACUGGAACAGCUGUUUGUCGUUUUUAUCUCUAAUGACAAACGGAUGAUUCCUCUGUGGAAGCAGAAAUCCGGACAUGGCGACCAGCCUGUGAUCUGGGACUACCAUGUGAUCCUGCUUCAGGUGUGCCCUCAGUCUGACUCUCUGGUUUACGAUCUGGACUCAGUGUUGUCGUUUCCCUGCAGCCUGCGGCUCUACGGAGCCACGGCCUUCCGCUCGGACCGCCACAUCCGACCCGAGUACCACAGGAAACUACGUGUCAUUCCUGCUGACAGCUUCCUGUUGAACUUUGCGUCUGAUCGAUCUCACAUGAGGAACCCUGAUGGAACCUGGAAGAUGUCUCCUCCUCCAUAUGCGCCCAUCCAGACAGCAGAGAGUCAGAUGAACUUGGAUGACUUCAUCAGUAUGAGCCCUGCGGACGGCUGGGGAACCGUCUACAGUCUGGACCAAUUCCUGCUCACAUACACUGGAAACCCGUCCACAGAACCGUCUUCAUCGUCUUCGCCCUGAUCUUCCUCAACGCCACCAGCAGCAGAUGUGGUUACAUGACAUUGUUGCUUCAGACUGUUCAGAAUCAACAGUUGUGUUGGACUUUUAUCCUGGUUUUAUCCUGUGGAUUAAUUUCUGAGCAAUAAAAACAUUUUUUAUCAUCUAUGGACAUGUUGACAUUAAAAUCCGAACCUGAGGAAAACAAGAUGGACCAACUUCUAAUUGGAAAAAGCAGAGUGUGAGUAAAACAUUGAUUAAGAAACAAAAAAGGACUUCUUUUAACCAAUAUAAGAUUAACAAAGGUGGUCAUUUACUUUUUAAGGUCAUACUUUGGACCCAGAUCUCAACCUACGUCUAAAACUGUUUGAAACUAACAGUUUUUCUCCUGCCUGAACCAGUUAACGACUCACACUGGUGCAUCUCACUGAAAAAGUAUAAUAGAGUUUAUUUAGUUAAUUAUUUAGUUUAAAAGUGAAACACAUAGAUUUACCAGAUAGAGUAAAAUAAUUCAAGGGGGCUCUACUUUGCAAAAUUCACAUUUUGCACAUUUCUGUAUUUCCAUUUGGGUUUCUACUGCUACUGAAAACAACCUAAUGGCUUAAAAAGAGUUAAACUUUUUUUUUGUUUUAUUUCUUGAAAUAUUUCUUCACCGAUUUUACUUCUUUCAUAUUUUUUCAUAUUUCCUUUUACUUAUUGUAAGACUGAAACAAUAAACAGAAACAGAACGCUCUUUUUUUGUGCAAAAUACAAAAUUCACAAUAUCUGCACAAAGAACAUUAUACAAACAUUUUCUGUCUAGAAAAUAAAACAUGCACCUGCAAUAGUCCUUCACACAUCUAUCUAAUCCAUCUAUCUUCCCCACCAAAUAAACCAAUUUAGCACCUAAUGCAAGGGUGUCCAAAGUGUGGUGCUGGGGCCAUUUGUGGCCCUUGAAAUGAUUUUGUUCAACCCCAGAAAACAAGUCAAGAAUGGUAAAAACAAUUGAUAUCUCCCCAAAAAUUGGAAAUCGCAACAAUCUGAAGGAAUUGGAAUAUAAAAAAGAAAAUGGAAAAUGAUGAUGCUUCUUCAUAGAUAGAUGUGCUGGAGAAACUCCUGGAAAGUGAGCAGUUUUCUGCAUAUCCCUAAUUCAGUUUGGUGUUUCUCUGUCAAUUUCUAUUAGAAUCAAAUGACAUGUUUCCUAUUGUUUUAGUUUUUGCAAUAACAUCGUGAAAAAUAAUGGCUAAGAUCUUACACAAUGUGACAUGGAAGCAAAAUAGAUAUUUUGUAACCUUAAACCUGAUGAUCAGUGGUGCUAUAACGAAGCCAAUCACAUCUGAGCCCCUUCAAUACAUAGAUAUGUUA